Molecule: messenger RNA, 1768 nt
Organism: Jaculus jaculus (lesser Egyptian jerboa)
Lineage: Eukaryota; Metazoa; Chordata; Mammalia; Rodentia; Dipodidae
Gene: Fh
Product: fumarate hydratase
Exons: 10
Coding region: 2-1528 (508 amino acids)
Biological process (GO): tricarboxylic acid cycle; fumarate metabolic process; malate metabolic process
Cellular component (GO): mitochondrion; tricarboxylic acid cycle heteromeric enzyme complex
Molecular function (GO): fumarate hydratase activity
Source: RefSeq, a predicted model, not a curated record
CAUGUACCGAGCACUCCGGCUUCUCGCGCGCUCGCGUCGCCUCGCGCGGCCUCCGGCCUCGGCCUCGCCUCCGUGCCCUGGUGGCGCGGCCGUCCUCCCUCUGUGGCCUCCGAACGCCGCCCGGAUGGCAAGUCAAGAUUCCUUCCGUAUAGAGUAUGACACCUUCGGUGAACUGAAGGUCCCAACUGACAAAUAUUAUGGUGCCCAGACUGUGAGAUCUACAAUGAACUUCAAGAUUGGAGGGGUGACUGAACGCAUGCCAAUCCCAGUUAUUAAGGCUUUUGGCAUCUUGAAGCGAGCCGCUGCAGAAGUGAACCAGGAUUAUGGUCUUGAUCCAAAGAUUGCUAGUGCGAUAAUGAAGGCAGCCGAUGAGGUAGCCGAAGGUAAAUUAAAUGAUCAUUUUCCUCUUGUGGUAUGGCAAACUGGAUCAGGAACCCAGACAAAUAUGAAUGUAAAUGAAGUCAUCAGCAAUAGAGCAAUUGAAAUGCUGGGAGGUGAACUUGGCAGCAAGAAACCGGUGCAUCCCAAUGAUCAUGUUAAUAAAAGCCAGAGCUCCAAUGAUACUUUCCCCACAGCAAUGCACAUUGCUGCUGCAAUGGAAGUCCAUGAAGUUCUGCUGCCAGGACUGCAGAAGCUACAUGAUGCUCUGAGUGCCAAGUCCAAAGAGUUUGCACAGGUCAUCAAAAUCGGGCGUACUCACACUCAGGAUGCUGUUCCGCUUACUCUUGGGCAGGAAUUCAGUGGUUAUGUCCAACAAGUGCAGUAUGCAAUGGCAAGAAUAAAAGCUGCCAUGCCCAGAAUCUACGAGCUCGCUGCCGGGGGCACUGCUGUUGGGACUGGGUUAAAUACCAGAAUCGGCUUUGCAGAAAAGGUUGCUGCAAAAGUGGCUGCGCUCACUGGCUUGCCCUUUGUCACUGCUCCCAACAAGUUUGAAGCUCUGGCUGCUCAUGAUGCGCUGGUGGAGCUCAGCGGAGCCAUGAACACCACUGCCUGCAGUCUGAUGAAGAUUGCAAACGACAUCCGCUUUCUGGGCUCCGGCCCGCGGUCAGGUCUAGGAGAACUCAUCUUGCCUGAAAAUGAACCAGGAAGCAGUAUCAUGCCAGGCAAGGUGAACCCUACUCAGUGUGAAGCGAUGACCAUGGUGGCAGCCCAAGUCAUGGGGAACCACGUUGCUGUUACUGUUGGAGGCAGCAAUGGACAUUUUGAGUUGAAUGUUUUCAAACCGAUGAUGAUUAAAAAUGUGUUACACUCAGCCCGGCUGCUGGGGGACGCUUCAGUCUCCUUCACCGAAAACUGUGUGGUGGGGAUCCAGGCCAACACAGAAAGAAUCAACAAGCUAAUGAACGAGUCCCUAAUGUUGGUGACAGCUCUUAAUCCCCAUAUAGGGUAUGACAAGGCAGCAAAAAUUGCCAAGACUGCUCACAAGAAAGGCUCCACCUUAAAGGAAACAGCCAUGGAACUGGGCUACCUCACAGCGGAACAGUUUGAUGAGUGGGUAAAGCCAAAGGACAUGCUGGGCCCAAAGUGAUUGAAGUGAAUUUAUAAUAAAAAUAAACUUGAGUAAAAAUUAAAAAAGACUUUAAUUAUAUUUCUUAAGUGAAAAUGGUUACAUCUGAACAGAAACUUGUAUGGACGUGAGAAUCUAGCAGAACACUUUAAUCAGUGUGUAAAACUCCAGGACAGGCUAAGUUCAGAGUGAACUAAGCAUAAUAUAAAUCGUAUUAUGUAAUAUUUGAAAUAAAAUGGACUAAUUUUUCUUUUAUGUAAA